AUGGCUACUGAAUCCUCCUAUCCAACACUGAGCGCCAAGCUCGACCUCCGGGGUGAACAAUUCCGAGCGAACAAAGAUAGCUGGGUUCCCGUACUGGAGAAAUUCGAAAAUGCCUUGAAGCAAGUGUCCGCCGAAGGAAAUGAUGUUUCUUUGCGGAGACAUCAAACUCGAGGCCAGCUUCUGCCUAGAGAUCGCGUCGCAUUACUGUUGGAUCAGGAUUCACCUUUUCUUGAAUUGGGUGCGUUUGCUGGAUUUCGAAAUGAAGACUCGACGCCUUGCGCGAAUUUGAUUUCUGGGAUUGGAAAUGUUUGUGGGCGGCCUUGCUUUCUCAUGUCCCAUAUUCCGACGCAAAGUGGUGGCGCAUGGAAUGAAAUGACUGUUCUGAAAGUGAAUAGAAUGAUGGAGAUUGCGUUCGAAAAUGACCUUCCGUUGAUCUCCCUAGUUCAAUCGGCUGGUGUAUUCCUACCUCAGCAGUUCCGAGUCUUUCACAAGGGUGGACAGCUAUUCCACGAUCUUGCCGUGCGAACGCAGCACGGCAAGCCUUCCUGCGCAAUUGUGUUCGGAUCUUCCACGGCAGGAGGAGCCUAUCACCCAGCGCUCUCCGACUACACUAUUUUUGUCGAAAAUCAAGCGCAAGCAUUCCUCGGUGGCCCUCCUCUCGUCAAAAUGGCUACGGGUGAAAUCAUUGGUGCCGAGGAGUUGGGAGGUGCGAAAGUACACGCUGUGACUACCGGUCUUGCUGACCAGAUUGCAACGGAUGAAUUCGAUGCCAUCCAAAAGGCUAGGGAAUGGGUAGCUUCGCUGCAGAUGCGAACUCCUCCGAGACUGGAUAUUAUUGAACCCGUUGCACCUCGAUAUCCGAUUGAAGACCUGUUAUCCCUCGUGAAUCCCGACAUUCGCAAACCUUUCGAUAUGAAUGAGGUUCUUCUGCGUAUUGUGGAUGACUCUCGGCUCUCAGUCUUCAAACCGAAAUAUGGCCCCAACAUUAUCACCGCAUGGGCUCACAUCAUGGGUUUCCCCGUUGGUAUCGUCGCAAAUCAGAUCUCGGUCAUCAAUCCCAACGAAGCUGCAAAGGCUGCCCAAUUCAUCCGAAUGUGUAAUCAACAGAACACGCCUAUUAUCUUCCUACACAAUGUCACCGGAUUCAUGGUCGGCGCUAAAGCCGAGCACGCAGGAAUUAUCAAAAUGGGCGCCCAACUAGUUUCCGCCGUGAGCUGUUCCACAGUCCCUCACAUCUCCAUCAUCCUUGGGGCGUCUUAUGGAGCUGGCAACUACGCCAUGUGCGGCCGAUCCUACAAACCCCGUUUCUUAUUCACCUGGCCGACCGGUCGCUGCAGUGUGAUGGGUCCUGAUCAGUUGUCGGGAGUGAUGGAAAAUGUGCAGAUAGCCAGUGCCAAAUCUAAGGGCCAGACUCUGUCUCCAGAAAAGUUGCAGAAGCAGGUCAAAGGAUUCAGAGAUCGGGUUGAGCGGGAUGCGGAAUGCUAUUCGACUAGCUCGAUGCUGAUCGAUGAUGGAAUUAUUGAUCCACGAGAUACGCGGGAUGUUUUGGGAAUGUGUUUGGAGACGGUGACUUUGCAAGGUGCGAAGGGUACAGAAACGCAUAAUUUGCUUGCGAGGAUUUGA
This is a messenger RNA of Penicillium cataractarum, 1623 nucleotides long. Its product is annotated as acyl-CoA carboxylase subunit beta. Gene Ontology annotation, molecular function: ligase activity. NCBI's taxonomy places the organism in Eukaryota, Fungi, Ascomycota, Eurotiomycetes, Eurotiales, Aspergillaceae. The record is from RefSeq and is a predicted model, not a curated record. Bases 1 to 1623 code for a protein of 540 amino acids. The transcript is spliced from 8 exons.